AUGGGGAAGCCACGGAUGAUCAUUUUAGUGCGACAUGCACAGUCAGAAGGCAACAAAAACCGCGACAUUCAUCAAACUAUUCCAGACCACCGGGUGAAGCUCACUGCUGAAGGACAUCGACAAGCCCAAGAUGCAGGUCGUCGACUACGUGAUCUCCUCCAACCCGACGACAAACUUCACUUCUUUACCUCUCCUUAUCGGCGGACAAGAGAGACUACCGAGGGAAUCAUUGAAUCCCUAACCUCCGAUACGCCCGCUCCUUCGCCCUUCCAGAAACAAACAAUUAAAGUUUAUGAAGAACCCCGGCUGCGGGAACAAGAUUUCGGUAAUUUCCAGCCAUGUUCCACAGAGAUGGAGCGCAUGUGGAUGGAGCGGGCAGACUACGGUCAUUUCUUCUACCGUAUUCCCAAUGGUGAAUCCGCAGCAGAUGCCUAUGAUCGGGUGAGUGGGUUUAAUGAAUCCCUCUGGCGUCAGUUUGGGGAGGAUGACUUUGCGAAUGUCUGUGUGCUUGUUACCCACGGCCUGAUGGCACGAGUAUUUCUCAUGAAGUGGUAUCACUGGAGCGUGGAAUACUUUGAGGAUCUUCGCAACAUCAAUCAUUGCGAGUUCCUGGUCUUGACCCACAAUCCAGAAAACGGCAAAUACACACUACAGAACAAGCUUCGCACCUGGUCAGAUCUUCGAAAUGACCGAGAGCGUGAAAAUGCAUCGAAAGGGCAGGUCUCUACGCCUGUUGGUCAUGCCGGACAUACAGACCAUAUCCCAAUUCGGCGCAAGUGGGGCGGCUGCCCCGACGGCUGUACUCACGGCAUGAGGGCAGAGAGAAAGCAAUUUUUGCGAGCGAAUCUACUGAAUUCCAUGCGUCACGAGCAUGGAUACGCUCAACCAAAGCAUGUCGAUGACCAUGCCAGCAGUUUUGGCUCUAAACUUCACAAGUCUAUAUCCAUCGACGAAGUGGUAUCGUCCUCAGAAGACAGUUCGGCCCAGAAUGAUACCAGCCCCAAACCCAGCGCCCGUCAUGUCUCCAACCCCCAACACCCACUUCGAAACGAUGAAAAUGGAGGCACCAGAAAGCAAUACGAUUCUGGCUCAGAAGCCCGGCCAAACAUCAAUCCAUCACAUCCAAAACGACCAAACUUCCACGGACGGAACCGAAAUAGUGAAGACCAUCUCCCCCACGUGCCACACUCCACAUCUUCAUCAUCAGCGCACCUAAAGUACGCCCUCCUCCACCUUGGCGGCCGUGACGGUGGAGGGUCCAUGAGCGGAGCAAACAGCCUCGCCCCAUCUGACGACGAAUGUGACGACCACGUUCAUCACCGUCAAGCUGCACCAGCAUCACCCAGCCUCGCCACUAGCAAUUUAUCCCAUGCGAACCAGGAACACUUCGAAUUCCCGCCCAGCGAGCAAACCCAACCGCCACCUCCCUCUCAGGAGCUCGAAGAUGAUGGCGAUGACGAGAUGAGCGGCAAUCCCACCGAGAAGUUGAAGAAAACUCGCCUGCACUAUCCCCACCAUCAUCAUCACUAUCAUCACCACCAUGUGUCUUCUUCCACUGACCAAUCCGAGCACCGCAUGGCCAACAUCCUAGGCGACGGAGAUGAGUCAUCCAACCACUCGGAAUCACAGAGGCGAAGACAAGAAAGUUCGUCAACGGAUUCCCCAUCUCAUCUCCACGUCGAGGAACUAUCCUUAGAAGAGCAACAAAAGCAAGAUCAGAGUAUCCAAGGGAGCGUCUACUAA
Penicillium egyptiacum is the source of this 1743-nucleotide messenger RNA. Lineage: Eukaryota; Fungi; Ascomycota; Eurotiomycetes; Eurotiales; Aspergillaceae. The record is from the annotation of a GenBank genome assembly.